CAGGGGGCGGUCGGAGGGCAGUGGCGAGCUGAGGGGCGGUGAGCGGCUGGCGCCCGCGGAAGGUUAUUGUUGUUGGCAGGCUGGCAGUGGCGUCCCCCUGAAGUGGCGCCCAGCAGGCCAUGUGCCGUGCCUGCCCUACGCUGAUAAUGUUACACGAGCGAUCAACCUAGGCGUUGAAUACAAGCCCUUGAAAUGCUUCGGUUUCCGAGUAAGGCCAAGGGAAUGUGGGGAGAGACACGGACAAUAUUGCCUGCUCUCCCGCUGGCAGUGCACGGUAUUCCAAGGAAUUCUGUGGAGUAAGCAGGGUUAGACAAGAAAAAGGGCGGCGGGAAUACCCGGUCUAAAUAUUUGAUUGUGUAGUGUUUAUGCCAGAAGAUACUUGUAGGAAAAGAUGGCCUGCUUAAUCAAAAGAAUUCAGAAAUGUGGUUUUAUCAGUCAGGUACACAGAGUAGGAAGAUUAUUAAUUAAAACACAUAUAUUGAAAUGUUCAAAAGCCUUCAGUGAACGAAGCCUGAACACUACUCGAGAAUUUUCUCAGGUUAGUUCCCAAACCACGGACUCCUUCACUUAUAUAAUUGUUGGAGCUGGAUCUGCAGGAUGUGUGUUAGCCAACAGAUUAACUGAAGAUCCUCACAGUACUGUGAAACUGCUGGAAGCAGGGCCAAAAGAUACUGUCCUUGACAGCAAACGAUUCUCAUGGAAGAUCCAUAUGCCUGCUGCAUUAACCUAUAAUCUCUGUGAUGACAAGUACAACUGGUAUUACCAUACAACACCACAAAGGCACAUGGAUAAUCGAAUUAUGUACUGGCCUAGAGGAAGAGUAUGGGGUGGAUCCUCCUCUCUCAAUGCCAUGGUGUACAUUCGGGGCCAUGCAGAAGAUUAUAACAGGUGGAGCAAAGAAGGAGCUGCUGGAUGGGACUAUGAAUAUUGUUUGCCUUAUUUUAAGAAAGCACAGGCUCAUGAGCUAGGUGCUGAUCUUUAUCGUGGUGGGAAUGGCCCACUUCAUGUGUCGAGGGGGAAAACCAAUAACCCUCUUCAUCACGCAUUCUUAGAUGCAGCUCAGCAAGCUGGGUACCCUUUCACAGAUGACAUGAACGGUUUUCAACAAGAAGGCUUUGGCUGGAUGGAUAUGACCGUACAUAAAGGUCAGAGAUGGAGCACAGCUAGUGCUUACCUUCGGCCUGCAUUAUCACGUCCAAACCUGUCAACAGAAGUCAGCACCCUUGUCACAAAAAUUUUGUUUGAAGGGACAAAAGCCACUGGCAUUGAGUAUGUUAAAAAUGGAGAAAAGAAAAAGGUUUUUGCUAGUAAGGAAGUUAUUUUAAGUGGUGGUGCCAUAAAUUCCCCACAGCUACUUCUGCUGUCUGGAGUUGGAAAUGCAGAUGACCUAAAAAAAUUAGGAAUCCCUGUUGUCUGCAAUCUUUCAGGAGUUGGCCAGAAUCUUCAAGAUCAUUUAGAAGUGUACAUACAGCAGAAGUGCACUCAGCCUGUAACACUCUAUAAAUCACAAAAGCCUCUUAAAAUGAUUAAGAUUGGUCUUGAAUGGUUCUGGAAAUUUACAGGUGAAGGAGCCAGUGCCCAUUUAGAAACUGGUGGAUUUAUCAGAAGUCGUCCAGGAGUUUCUCACCCAGAUAUUCAGUUCCACUUUCUCCCUUCUCAGGUGAUUGACCAUGGGCGUAUUCCUUCUCAGCUGGAAGCUUACCAGGUCCAUAUUGGCCCCAUGAGGAGUACCAGCAUAGGAUGGCUAAAGCUGAAAAGCACAGACCCAAUGGAGCAUCCCAUUCUUGAGCCCAAUUAUUUGUCCGCAGAAAUGGACGUCUGGGAAUUUCGUCAGUGUGUCAAGUUAGCGAGAGAGAUAUUUGCUCAGAAAGCCUUUGACAAAUUCCGUGGACCUGAAAUCCAACCAGGAAGUCAUGUUCAGUCUGAUGGGGAAAUAGAUGAUUUUAUAAGACGACAGGCUGAUAGUGCCUAUCACCCUUCAUGCACUUGUAAAAUGGGACAUAGUUCUGAUAGUACUGCUGUUGUGGAUCCCCAGACCAAAGUUAUUGGAGUAGAGAACCUAAGGGUUGUUGAUGCCUCAAUAAUGCCAAGUAUGGUCAGUGGAAAUUUAAAUGCCCCAACCAUCAUGAUAGCAGAGAAAGCUGCUGAUAUAAUCAAGGGACUGCCAUCACUUCAAGAGAAAAAUGUUCCUGUGUAUAAACCCAAAACUUUAGAGACUCAGCGAUAAAGUGUUUGUGACUUUCCAUGUGAAAUUUGGCCGCCUUUAAUUCCACUAAUUAUAGCGGCUUCACACAAUCUGCCGCAAGUAGGAAGGAGGGAAAAUGUUGGAAUUGGCAACAUGAGCUCCCGACGGGCAUGCUGUGUGGACCUGCCCAAUUUUGGCCUCCGUAAUUCUCCACCUGACAUUCUCCUGACUUUAGCCAGACUUCUGUAACCAAGAUUUGAAAUCGGAAGUCUUGGGAGAAUGUCAGGUAGAGGACAUGGGAACCGGACUUGGGUGGGUUUGCAUGACAAGCCCUCUGGAAGUGUGCACUGCCAGUUCCAACAUUUCCCUGCCCUCCCCCCACCCCGUCCUUACUUGCGGUGGAUUACAGCCCUGAGUUUAAAAAAAUGGUAUCUAUUGAUAAGUUACCUCAUUUGGAAUUCAUUUGAAUAAUGGUUUGUGUUCUAAGCAGUGAGCUUCUGAUCCAAAGGAGAGGCGCUUGCUGCUUCUGUGCCUCUCUACAGCCCAACCGCACUGCUUCCGAAGACAGAGAGGCUCUGUACCUGCUAAGGAGUAUGACGUUGCCCUUGUGAACAUCUUCCCAUUGGGGAUGAUGGGAAUGGUGCUUAGUAGGUACAGAGCCACUCUGCCUUCGGAAGCAGCAAAGGUGGGCUGUAGAGUGGUGUGGAAGCAAUGAGUGUGCUUCUCCCUUGGGUUGGCAGAAGAUUGCACAUUGUAAGCCAUUGAAUGUAAGCCAUUGAAUCUAAAGUCCUGUUUCAAUUUUGGUCAAGGAAGGAGACUAGAAAUAUAAUGGAAGUUGUUCUGAAAAGAGUUGGCUGCUUCUAGUAAAAGUAGGUUACUAGCCUAAGAAAACAGCAUGGUUGAUAUGGCGAAAUAUGUGUUACUUCCUGUAGUAGGACCUCAUGAUGAAAUUGACCUCAAAUCUUGAACAGUAACUGGACAAGCCAUUGUGAACAACUUGUGUUGUAGAUUGUGACCUUUUCUCAGAAUAGCCUUAUGCUAUAAGUGGCUGUUUCUAUGACAUUUCCCUAGACCUAUACAUAUGUACAGAGCAGAAAAUUGGGGCCACACAUUGAAGGAGAGUAAUUGGUCCAAUACUAAGGGUAUGUUCCAGGGGGGGGGGACCAGUCAAUUAGUAGCAGUUGGAUGGAAGUGAGUCCUCACACGCUGUAUUGUGAUUUCUUAGUCUGGAUUGUUAUCUGAUUGUGCCCUGAGUGAUUUGUAUUUGUUAAGGAAUCCACUAGGUAUUAGCCUAUGUAGUCAAUAUGCCAUAUUAUAGGCAAGCAGUCUUAGAUACGUUUUAUGCAAAAAGCUGCUGAAUGCUCUUUUUUUUUUUUAAAGCCAUGGUUGUGCAGUUGAAAGCAGCUAAUGAGCUGAACACAGGCUAAACAAAUGCACAGAAAAGUAAUAGCAAAAACAAAUGGAAAAUAUCCCUCAAACUGUGUCAACAGUUUCUGUCAGUGUUAAAAAAAAUUCCGUAUACAUCAACUUAAAUAUUGGCUGCACAUUCCCAAGAUAUAUCACAUUGUCCUCUGCAGCCCAUCUGCAGAGGACAUUGUGACUGAAAUUUAUACAGCUGAGAUUAAUUUAAACUUGUACAUUAAAAAAGAUAAUGUGCUUUAAUGAUUUCCAUACUAAAAUUAAGGAAAUUAAAUCAUUAAAAGAUGUCUAAUUAUUCUUAUGUUCAGCACACUCACAUUUAACUUUUUGUAAACUGCCCUGAGAUGCAUUAUGAAAGGCAGUAUAAAAAUUGAACAAUAAAUAAAUAAAUGUACAGAUCUCUGUGCAACCUACUGCCUAUGGUUAGACAAACCAUAUGCAGCCAAUUAUGAAGGUGAUUCGGACCUCUCUUAAACUGCUUUGAACCAAGGUUCAAAUGGCAGAGAAGUAAAUUCAAGGUUGCAGUGAAUUAUAAACAAGCAGUAGACACUUGGAGCUAAUCGGGAGCGCUUAUCUGGCUUUGCUUGCCGUUUUAGCACAUUUUAGACUGGCAUUCCAAGCAAGGAAGUGCUGCUGGUGCAGCAAGAGAGCAGCCUAACAGAUCUUCCCAACUAACAACCAUGUGGCAAUUUUUUAUGCACUCCCCUUUCCUGGGAAGCCCACUGUGCCUCCUGAAAAUAUGUCUCUGAGGGUUGCCAGCCCCUGGGGACAUAUUUUCAGAUCGCACCGAGGGCAUUCUAGGGAUAGGGGGGAUGUCAAAAACUGCUGCUUUCCCAAUGCACUGGUGCAGUUAGUUGGGAAGUCCUUUUAGGCUGCUCUAUCACUGUGCCAGCAUUUCCUUGCUCUCAAUGUCAGCACAUUCACUACACUGAAGAGAGGGCAUUACCAUUCUUUCUUUAUGCACAAAACCCUUCCCUUCCUGCUUCCCGACAUGUAAAGGACCCCUAGCAGAGAGCAAAAGAGAGAAGCAAAUAUCCCCCCUCCUAAUAUUGGCUUACACACAGCGCAGUGAGCCACACACUGGGAACUGGUUGCAGCAGUAGUAAGGUUCUUCUGCCUUCUCAAGAAGCACGGAUGGAAUGGUGAGUCCUCUGCAGCCAAUGAGCUUGCAUCCCUCUUGGGUGUCCAGCUUGCAGCAUUGUAUGUAAGCCACUGAAGGAUACAAGUAGGUUCUGGAGUUCCAGUAGCAUGGAGAUCUCCGAUCACUACAAUCUCAGACCUGAGAAGGAACUACAGGCGAGUUUAAUUGCUUGGCAACACCUUCAACUUGUUCCUUUUCGAACAACACCAGAAGUUCUGAAUAAAGAAACCCAUAGAAAUAAAUCUUGAGAAAAACAUUUAAAAGUCUACUUUUCAUUGUUAUAACUUGCUUGAAUUGAAUUGGUAGUUUAAUCUUUAAUUUAUUGACUAUUACAAAAGUUGCAAUGCAAGGAAAAGAUUUAAUUGUUUAUAGUUGUGAGCAUUUUAUUAUGAUACUAGUUUAUAAUUAUCUGGCUUUAAGUUUAAGAUAGUUAUAGCAGCUUGCUAUUGUUUUGUCUCUUGUUCAGUUCACUUGAUAAUCUUUUUAGAUUAUCUGCUUCAAGAAAGAAUUGCUUAGUGUUGUAUCUUUGAGAAAGCUCAUGUACUAGCCAGACUUUACUCUUAGUGGUUACUUGAGGGAAGUCCUACAUAGAUUCUAAUCAAUUCCUUGUGUGCAUUCCAGAAGAGAUCUAAAGGUAAAUACCAGCACUCUGUCUUGACCCAGUAAUGUCAGGUAGUACUUGAAAUCAUAGGGUGGACUAAUCACCAUUGCUAUCAUGGUUAUGGUUGAGCCUUAUUCAAACAUCUCACAAAUGUAAAUCAGAAUUUUGUCCAAAGGUUGGAUCAGAUGUUUCAUAGCUUGUACAUUUUGGCACAAUCCAUCAAAAAUAAUUAUGACUUAUAUCCCAUUGAAAGCAAUGGAAUGGGACUUAUUCAGAACUGUGUCCCGUUAAUUAAUUGGACUAGGUAAUCAUUAUAACUUCUGCUGGAUUGUACCCUUGGUGCACAGCAUAACAAAGCAACUGUGAAAAAUGAUUUUCUUUUGUUUCUGGAAUAGGUAAAAUAAUUGCUAAAUGUUUAUAAUCUUUGUUUUAUAUAUGUAGUUAAUAUAAUUAAAUGCUUUAAAACCA
This is a messenger RNA of Hemicordylus capensis (graceful crag lizard), 5814 nucleotides long. RefSeq names its product choline dehydrogenase (gene CHDH). The transcript has 8 exons. The record is from RefSeq and is a predicted model, not a curated record. Lineage: Eukaryota; Metazoa; Chordata; Lepidosauria; Squamata; Cordylidae. Gene Ontology annotation, molecular function: flavin adenine dinucleotide binding; choline dehydrogenase activity. The coding region runs from base 392 to 2227 and encodes 611 amino acids. Gene Ontology annotation, cellular component: mitochondrial inner membrane.